This is a messenger RNA of Anopheles moucheti, 6075 nucleotides long. It is a transcript of the gene jar, whose product is annotated as myosin heavy chain 95F. Gene Ontology annotation, molecular function: actin filament binding; ATP binding; microfilament motor activity. The transcript is spliced from 14 exons. The record is from RefSeq and is a predicted model, not a curated record. Gene Ontology annotation, biological process: vesicle transport along actin filament; actin filament organization; endocytosis. Gene Ontology annotation, cellular component: endocytic vesicle; cytoplasm; myosin complex. Bases 738 to 4514 code for a protein of 1258 amino acids. NCBI's taxonomy places the organism in Eukaryota, Metazoa, Arthropoda, Insecta, Diptera, Culicidae.
ACAAGUUCGCGGCUAGCGGUGGUGCUGUGCAAAGAAACCGUUUUGCCCUUUCCAGAAGGCAAGAGCGAGAGGCGAGCCCGUAGCAUGCACUGCAAAACAGCUGUGCCGUGGUGUGUAUUGUGCCGUUGAUAGCAAUAGAUUUCGUUCCGGUUCGUAUUAUUCGCGAUAUUGCUUACUAUCCAGUGCCCGUGCGUCUAUGGUGCUGUAGUGGUUUUGCUGUCCAGUGGGGUAACUCGAACCCGAGCAAACCCUCCCAAAACAUUCAUUGUUUCGUAGGGCUUCCCCGGGUUGCUUGCCGCUCCCGUAGAUAUACAUAAAACCGGUGCGUAAGUGUGUGAGCGGGCGCGAUCGCGCGUAUGUGUAGGUGUGCUUGUCGUACCGUACGUGUGCUGCUUAUGCGACGAAACCCCCCAUUUCCACCAAUCAACCGCCAACACACAACUCAUUCUACAGACCCCCGCAGAUAUACACAUACACACGAGCAAUUGCAUUUCCAUACGCCGUACAGUUGUGUUGCUGCUGCUACUGCUGCUGCAUCACGAAAAACGGUCCCUACGGACCAGCGGAAAAAGGCGAACGCUAGUGUGAGCUGCAAAACAUUCCAACCUUUCAACAAAAAAAAACCCGAAGCAGCACAGCAGAAGUUGUGGUGUCCACCAGCGACAACCUAACGUACCCACACAAACCGACUAGACGAACCCUGCCAAAAUCGCAAACCCUUCCCACCAGGGGCCACAAUGAUGCUGGAUUCACAGCUGGUGUGGGCACGCGACAUACAGGAUGGCUACAUACAGGGGCGCAUCGUCGAGAUCGGUGCGACCGAGUAUGAGGUGCAGCCCGUCGACGGCAAGCUGCCGAAGCGUUCCUGCAUCCCGGAGGACAUUUUUCCCUCCUGCGAACGACCCUCGGACAACGAUGACAACUGUGAGCUGAUGUUUCUGAACGAGGCAACACUGCUGGACAAUAUACGGAACCGUUACUACAAAGACAAGAUUUAUACCUAUGUAGCAAACAUCCUGAUCGCCGUCAACCCGUACAAGGAAAUACCCGACCUUUACUCGCAGACAACGUUGAAACGGUACAGCGGUAAAUCGAUCGGUGAACUACCGCCGCACGUGUACGCAAUCGCCGAUAAAGCAAUACGCGAUAUGCGCGUACUGAAGAUGUCCCAAUCGAUCAUCGUGUCGGGGGAAUCCGGUGCGGGCAAGACGGAAAGCACCAAGUAUCUGCUCAAGUUCCUGUGCGAUUCGGUUGCGGCAGCCGGUCCGAUCGAGCAAAAGAUACUGGACGCGAAUCCGAUACUGGAAGCGUUCGGCAACGCGAAAACAACGCGUAACAACAACAGCUCACGGUUCGGCAAGUUUAUCGAGGUGCACUAUGACAAACGGUGCCAGGUGGUCGGGGGUCACAUCUCGCACUACCUGCUGGAGAAGAGCCGCAUCUGCACGCAGAGCCCGGACGAGCGUAACUAUCAUGUGUUUUAUCUGCUGUGUGCUGGCGCACCGCCGGCACUGCGCGAAAAGCUAGCGCUAACGAAACCGGACGACUAUCGGUAUCUGUGCGGAUGCACGCAAUACUUUACGCACCCGAGCACGGAAUCACGCAUCCCGGCCGGGUACAAGUCGCGCGUGCAUACAACGAAAGGCCCGCUGAAGGAUCCGAUACUGGACGACUUGGAGGAUUUCCGCCAGCUGGACGAAGCGCUCGGUCGGUUAGGUUUAGGCGAGAUGGAGCGGAUGCAAAUCUACUCGCUGGUGGCGGCGGUGCUCCAUCUCGGCAACAUCCGGUUCGAGGAAAAUCCGGAAGAUUCGAACGGUGGCUGCCGGAUCACGCAGGAUUCGCAAGCGUCACUGAACGUCACGGCACGCUUGAUCGGGGUGGAUCCGUCCGAGCUGCGGCAGGCGCUAAUGUCGCGCGUAAUGAAGAGUAAAGGCGGUGGCAUCAAGGGCACGGUCAUUAUGGUGAUGCUGAAGGUGUACGAAGCGAACAAUGCGCGCGAUGCGCUCGCGAAAGCGCUCUACUCGAAGCUGUUCGAUCACAUCGUUGCGCUCAUCAACCAGAACAUUCCAUUCCAGGCCUCUAGCUACUACAUCGGUGUGCUCGAUAUCGCCGGUUUCGAAUAUUUCACGGUCAACUCGUUCGAGCAGUUUUGCAUCAACUACUGUAAUGAAAAGCUGCAAAAGUUCUUCGACGAUAAUAUACUAGCGGCGGAACAGGUACUGUACGCGCGCGAAGGUUUAAACGUGCCGGAAAUUAAGUACACUGACAAUCAGGACAUUAUCGAGCUGAUCGAGUCGAAGUCGAACGGUAUCUUUACGCUGCUGGAUGAGGAAUCGAAGCUGCCGAGACCGUCGUACGCACACUUUACGAACGAGGUACAUUCCGCCUGGACCGGCCACUACCGACUGUCGUUCCCGAGAGCAUCCCGGCUCAAGGCGCACCGUUCGUUGCGCGACGAUGAAGGGUUUUUGGUUCGCCAUUUUGCCGGUGCCGUGUGCUACAAUACGAACCAAUUCAUCGAGAAGAAUAACGAUGCGCUGCACGCGUCCCUGGAGGGAUUGGUGCAGGAGUCAGAAAAUGCGCUGCUAAAUGCGCUAUUCAGUGGCGGUGGUACUGGCAAGAUGCCGAUAAACGUCGGCAAGCUAUCGUUUAUCUCGGUCGGCUCCAAGUUUCGGUCGCAGUUGAGCGAACUGCUGGAGAAGCUGCGCAACAACGGUACCAACUUUAUACGCUGUAUCAAACCGAACAGCCGCAUGAUCGACCAUGAGUUUGAGGGCAGCUUGGCGCUGGCCCAGCUGAAGUACUCCGGCACCAACUCGGUGCUGGAGCUGAUGGAGUACGGCUAUCCGUCGCGCGUACCGUUCAACGAGCUGUACAACAUGUACAAAAGCUAUCUGCCGCCGGAGCUGGCCCGACUGCCACCGCGCACCUUCUGCGAGGCGAUGCUGAUGUCGUUGAAGCUGAACUCGAACGAGUUCAAGUUCGGCAUCACGAAGGUGUUCUUUCGACCCGGAAAAUUCGUCGAGUUUGAUCGCAUUAUGCGCUCGGAUCCGGAGAACCUGAAGGCGAUCGUCGCGAAGGUGAAGAAGUGGCUAAUCCGUUCGCGCUGGAUCAAAUCGGCAUUCGCAGCGAUAUGCGUCAUCAAACUGAAAAAUCGCAUCAUCUUCCGUAACAAAUCGGUCGUGCAGCUGCAGAAGGUGGUCCGUGGCUAUCUGGUGCGCAAGAAGCAUCAACCACGCUACCGUGGCAUCGCCAAGAUAAGGGCGGUCGAGAGCAAUCUGAACAAGAUGCACGCGAUUGCCGAGCAGCUGAAGAUGGACCGGGAAAAGAUGCAGGCCAACAUCCGGGACGUGCAGGCGAUGCUGACUGUGGCGAUCGCUAAGAUACGAAACAAUCCAUCGAUUGGUGCCGCCGCGAUUGAUCAACAGUACGCGGAGAUUAUGCGCAGCUUGGACACGAACAUGAAGCUGAUCAAUGCACGCCUGCAGGAGCAACGGAAUGCCGAAGAGCAGGAGCGGCUGAACAAAAUCAAGCUCGCAAUGGAGGCCGAGCGCCGUGCCAAGGAGGAGGAAAUGCGUCGCCUCAAAGAGGAGGAAGAAAACAGAAAGAAGAAAACGGAAAUAGAGGCACGCCGCAAGGAGGAGGAAGCGAAACGGCUCCGCCAAGAAGGCGAAGAUCGGAAGGCAGCCCUUGCCCUACAGGCACAGCUGGAAAAGGAAGCGCAGGAGGACAUACAGUAUCGGCAGCAGCUGGAACAGGAGCGUCGCGAUCACGAGCUUGCCCUCCGUCUGGCGCAGGAAUCGAACGGACAGGUCGAGGACAGUCCGCCCGCGUUGAGAAACGGUACGCCAGAGGUCACGCCAUUGGGCAACGCAAACCGAUUGAUAAGAUCGGAAGCAAUCCGGGCACAACAGCAGCUGGUUGAGAAGCAAAAGCACGAUCUGUCGAAGUGGAAGUACUCGGAGCUGCGUGAUGCGAUCAACACCAGCUGUGACAUCGAGCUGCUGGAAGCCUGCCGGCAUGAGUUCCAUCGCCGACUGAAGGUGUACCACGCCUGGAAGGCAAAGAACCGCAAGCGCACGACGAUGGAUGAGAACGAGCGAGCACCGCGCAGUGUAAUGGAGGCCGCGGCACGUUCCGGUCCACCGAGAUUGGCUCCGAAGCAGGAGAUCGUACCGACCGGUAGCGUCCAUCGUUACUUCCGCAUACCGUUCGUGCGGCCGACCAACGGCGGCCCGGAGGUGGCAACGGCUGCCAAUGCGGACGACAGCAAACGGAGCUGGUGGUUUGCGCACUUCGACGGCCAGUACGUUGCACGCCAGAUGGAGCUACACACGGACAAGCCGCCGAUACUGCUGGUGGCCGGCAAGGACGACAUGCAGAUGUGCGAGCUGAGCCUGGAGGAAACCGCCCUGACCCGGAAGCGCGGUGCAGAAAUUCUGGAGCACGAGUUUAACCGCGAAUGGGAGCAACACGGCGGCAAACCGUACAACCGACUGACCCCGAGAAAGUAGUUCGGUUGACUGGUUGUCGCCCACGGUCGACGGCGGGAGCGUCGUUUUUAGCUAAAUUUGAUGUUCAACAAUGGACGGUACACACUUUCCCUCUUGUUGCGCCCGGGUAAGCCGGACGUUGGAUAAUUUGAAGCUACUUUGACUAGCACUUGAUGUAUCCUUAAUCAGUAUCCUUUAUUCCUUGAGUUCCAUUCCACCAGUAUUAACAAACGUUUUACUACGCGAAUGGAGUAUUACUAAUAUUAUAAUGAUUAUUAUUAUUAUUAUUACCAGUAGUGGUGCUUCCGGGCAAUGCGUGUAUCAGAACCUUCUUCCAGACUCUCUCUCUGGCGAAGAGGUUAUUCACACUCUUGAAAACGCUAGCCUAAUAAUCAGUACAGGCAGUCCCCGAGAUACACUAUUAUAGCGGACCGGAUCCCCGAGAGGAUCCGAUGGAAGUAGGCUUCAACCUUUGCGCGUACUAUAUUCAGCAAUUCCGACGACUUUUUGUAAACAAAAAUUAACAAAACAUUAAUGCAUCAAAUAAGAAGGACAUACUAACAAUUUUUGAACUGUAAUGUUUAAAUUUUGUGCUAUAAACUAGCCCAGCUGUCCAUUUUCAAUGAACCGCGUAUAAGAGAAGGUACCGUGUACAUCGGGGACUAUCUGUAUACCAUUUUCAAUUGACUAAUUAAACCACAUCUGCGUACAACUUGUAUCGCGCGGUUUUGCGCAGCAAACCUUACCCAUGGGUGCUCUAGCGCCGGAUAAAAAAUAUGUUGUCACGUCCAACAUAUCCAUAUUCCUUCUACCGAUUGCAUUUGUUUUUUGUCUCAUUCCAACUUCCUUACAAUGCCAACCAUUUAAACGGUGCUACUAAAGACCCAUUCCCCCGAAAACGUUUUGUGCACCACAUACCUAUAUGGGGAAAGUGCCAUAUAGGGGAAUAAAAAAGGAAUUGUGGUACAGUUUGUCAAAUUUGCAAAAGAACUCCACUUGUUCUUUUCAAAUUUCCAACACUUUGCUACAUUUUCCGCAUCCUUUAUACACCUUCCCUGUACGGUGCGUGUAUGCGGUGUCUUGGUUAGGUGCCUUUUUAUCAGUAAACGAAACGAUAAUUAAUAUAUAUAUAUAAAUAUAUGUAUGUAAUAGAUAUGUUACAAUUGAUGAUCGUGUGCAGAAAAUAGGAAACGGAAGCGAAACUUUCCUUAAGCACGCGCAAACUCGAUAGCGCGCGCGGUUAAAGGAAUGCGUUGGUACAAGAAACGUUAGAUGUGCGUAACAUGUGUGUUUUGUGCGUUUGUGAGGAUAAUCAAAACAAAAAACAGAGGAGCAAAAAAAAAAUCUUUAAAACAAGAAAAUUUAAACUAAACAACAACAAAAAAAAAUGCAAGAAGAAACAAAUAACGUCUAACGUUUCCCUCGAGACUGGUUUUUACUGCUACUGCUGCUGCUGAUCAACCUUUAUUAUAUUAUUAAAUAAUCUAUAUCGAUUUACCUGGCGGAAGAUGAUGCAAACCAGAAUUUAAUAGGAGAAUUUAUUUUGAAUGCUAUAUUUAAACAAAAAAAAAGCUAAAAACAA